UGAAAAUUGACAAAUCUAAGGUUUAUUAGUAUUCUAGAAGCACAUAUCAAAUUGUAAGACCUACGCAACACAACCAAUUUCAAUGAACUGGUCACAUGUUUGACUAUAACUUUUGGUCCACAAAGGAGAGGGAGGGAGGGAGAGAGAGAGAGAGUCUUCAAUACUCCAUGCCAAAAGCUGAUGCAUUUAUCUCCCUUUCUUCUCACAUGAUUCCUGCUGUAAGAAGCAACAGAAGGUCUCGUUUUGAUCUGUGGUUGUGAACUCCUUGCCGUGAUUCAUGGCCUAAUAUAUAUUCACAGAUUUCUGGCUUUUCAUUUCACUCCAGAUCAAAUCCUCUUAUUGAAGCCACUGCCAAUUUUUUGAUCAAUUUCCAUGGCUUAUGGCAAUUCAAGAUCCGUAAGAUUUCAAGAUGAUCUUGAACUAGAAGAGUUGCCAAUGGUCAAUGGGGAGGGUGUGAUUAAGGUGAAGUACAAGAUUGAUGGAACAGAAAUAUCAAAGCCUAGUAGUUCAAUAAGGGCCAAUAAGGAGAGUGUUGGGACGGGAAGAUCACUGAAGUCAAAAGUACUAUCCAGGGUCUUCUCUGAGGACUACGAAAGAGUGAAGAAAAAGAUACUGGAUCCUCGCGGGCAAACGAUUCACAGAUGGAACAAGAUUUUCUUAGUAGCUUGUUUAGUCUCGUUAUUCGUAGACCCUUUGUUCUUCUACUUGCCAGAGGUCCGAAGCAACGUGUGUAUAGAGAUUGGAAUAUCACUUGAAGCGGCCCUCACGAUCAUCAGAUCCAUCGCGGAUGUGUUUUACGCGAUUCAGAUUUUCGUUAAGUUUCGGACCGCCUAUGUUGCGCCUUCUUCUCGUGUAUUUGGGAGAGGAGAGCUUGUUAUUGACAGUUCCAAGAUUGCCUCGAGGUACAUAAGGAGAAGCUUUUGGAUUGAUUUUAUUGCUGCCCUUCCCCUGCCUCAGGUAUUUAUUUGGAUCAUUAUCCCCAAUCUAGGGGGUUCAACAAUGGCAAACACCAAGAAUGUCCUUCGAUUCUUUCUCAUUUUCCAGUACAUCCCGAGGCUUUUCCUGAUAUUUCCGCUCUCAUCGCAAAUCGUCAAAUCCACUGGCGUUGUGACAGCAGCAGCAUGGGCUGGUGCUGCUUAUAACUUGAUGCUGUACAUGUUAGCAAGCCAUGUUUUAGGAGCUUGCUGGUAUCUUUUGUCAAUUGAGAGACAAGAAGCAUGCUGGAGUCAUGCCUGCAGUCUUGAGAACCAAUCUUGUAAAGCUGACUUCUUUGACUGCCGCAGGGUCAACGAUUCUGAUAGAAAGAAGUGGUUCCAAGCAAGCAAUAUCACGAACAUUUGUGAUCCAAAUACCGGCUCUUAUCCUUUUGGUAUAUUCAGUGAUGCAGUGACAUCUCGUGUUACAGCUUCAUCAUUCAUAAGCAAGUACUUCUACUGUCUGUGGUGGGGUCUGAAGAACUUGAGCUGUCUUGGACAAAAUCUUUCCACAACCACUUAUGUCGGAGAAAUAAGCUUUGCAAUCAUCAUAGCAAUUCUGGGAUUGGUUCUCUUUGCAUUGCUCAUUGGAAAUAUGCAAACAUAUCUCCAAUCCACAACCAUUCGGUUAGAGGAAUGGAGGAUCCAAAGAAUGGAUACAGAACAAUGGAUGCAUCACAGGCAGCUUCCUCCAGAACUAAGGCAGUCCGUGAGGAAAUAUGAUCAGUACAAGUGGGUGGCUACUCGUGGAGUUGACGAAGAAAAUCUUCUCAAAGGCCUGCCUAUGGAUCUCCGGAGAGACAUCAAGCACCACCUUUGCUAUGAUCUAGUUCGCCGAGUACCCUUGUUUGAUCAAAUGGACGAACGGAUGCUAGAUGCCAUAUGUGAGAGGCUUAAACCUGCAUUGUGCACCCAAGGCACGUCCCUAGUACGCGAGGGUGACCCCGUCAACGAAAUGCUCUUCAUUAUCCGUGGCAACCUCGAUUCCUACACCACCAACGGCGGGCGCACUGGUUUCUUCAACUCGUGCCGCAUCGGCCCGGGUGACUUCUGCGGCGAGGAACUCCUUACGUGGGCCCUCGAUCCGCGUCCUAGUGUCAUCCUCCCGUCCUCCACCCGCACCGUGAGGGCCAUUUCCGAAGUGGAGGCGUUUGCUCUCAGGGCAGAGGACUUGAAAUUCGUGGCGUCACAGUUCAGGAGGCUCCACAGCAAACAACUCAGGCACAAAUUUAGAUUCUACUCUCACCAGUGGCGGACGUGGGCCGCGUGUUUUGUGCAAGCGGCAUGGCGUAGGCAUAAAAGGAGGAAACAUGCGGCAGAGCUCAGUGCUAAGGAGUACCCUGCCGCUGAUGAGUUCGAGCCGUUGGGUGGACCGUUUGGCGCAGACGUGGUACCACCCGGUUCAGGAAUCGCAGUUUAUACAGCCAGAUUGGCGGCGAGCACUAGGAGGGGUGUUGAAAAGUUUUCUGGAUCCCAUUCCGGUGUGGUUACCUCAUAUCAGAAGCCGGCGGAACCUGAUUUUUCCGUCGACGAGGAAUGGAUCCAAGAUGAUUCUGAACUUGAAGCCUCAAGUUCCCGAGGUCAAGAUUAUGGCGCGGCCAAAUUCAGAUCACAGGAAAAUGCAGAGAAAAUAAGAGGAAGAGGAGAAGGGUGCUUCAAAGCCGAACACAUGGUCUUUGCAGAAGACUACCAUCGGGUAAAAAAGACGAUAUUGGAUCCUCGGGGACCGGUGGUGCGACACUGGAACGAGCUUUUCCUGGCAGUCGCCAUGAUCUCUCUGUUCAUUGACCCUCUCUUCUUGUUCCUGCCUAAGAUCAGCCCCAAUGUGUGCAUUGAAGAUUUGAAGUCGCAAUUCAAAGUUCUGAUCACGUUUCUACGGUCAUUGACAGAUUUCUUCUAUGUGAUCAAUAUGUUGGUCCAGUUUAGAACAGCUUAUGUCGCGCCUUCUUCUCGUGUGAUUGGAAGGGGGGAGCUCGUUAUAGAUCCUUGGCAAAUAGCUCAUAGGUAUCUCCGGCGGGGCUUUUGGUUUGAUCUCUUGGCUUCACUUCCUUUUCCACAGGUUAUGAAUUGGAUGAUCAUACCUUAUUCAGACGGUUCAGCGACUGUAAACUUUAAAAUCGCCCUUAGGUUUAUCCCCUUGUCGCAGUUCCUUCUGAGAUUCUUUCUUCUAUAUCCACUCUCAUCAAAGAUUCUAAAGGACACCGGAAAAAUGACCGAAACAGCUUGGGUCGGAGCUGCCUAUAACAUGUUGCUUUUCUACAUCGCGAGCAAUGUUUCUGGUGCUUGUUGGUACCUUCUUACUAUCGAACGACAAGAAGCGUGCUGGAGAAGCGUGUGUGAAAAUUUAGAGAACCAAACUUGUGUCUACGGAUUCUUUGAUUGCAGCACAGUAAAUGACACGGAUAGGGUCAACUGGUUUUCAAUAACUAAUACUUCCACUCUAUGCAAUCCAACCAAUUCAUACUACGAAUACGGGGUAUACGGCCUUGGACUGCAGAAUAACGCUCCAUCCGAAGUGUUUGUCAAGAAGUACUUCUACUGCUUUUACUGGGCCUUGCAGAGCUUGACCUCUAUAGGUAACAAUCUGGCCACAACUGAUUAUCUUGGGGAAAAUAUUUUUGUCAAUCUUGUUGCCAUGUUUGGUCUGGUUCUCCUUUCGGCGCUUGUCGGAAAUAUGCAAGUUAGUACAAUCGUAGACAUUGUUGUCAAUCCCAGAUACCUCCAAUCUACGUCAGUCCGGUUAGAAGAGUGGAGGCAGAAGAGAACAGAAGCAGAACAGUGGAUGCAUCACAGGCAGAUCCCAGCAGAACUAAGGCAGUCAGUGAGAAAAUAUGAGCAGUACAAGUGGGUGGCUACAAGGGGAGUUGAGGAAAAAACCAUUAUCAGUUCCCUCCCUAAGGAUCUCCAAAGGAAAAUCAAUCACCACUUAUGCUACAAUCUAAUUAAACAAGUACUGAACUUUCAUCUCUCUGGUGUUUUGGCAUCGUUUGGCUUCCUGUUUUCUGUUUUUGAUCUCCAUGGUGUUUUGGCAUCGUUUCGCGUUCCCCUAUUACGUCAAAUGGAUGACCACAUGCUAGACGGAAUAUGCGAGAGGCUGAAGCCGGUACUCUUCACCGAGGGCAUGUUUCUCGUUCGUGAGGGCGACCCUGUUAAAGAAAUGCUCUUCAUAAUCCGAGGCCGCCUCGACUCCAACACCACAAACGGAGGCCGACAAGGGUUCUUCAACUCGUGCCUUUUAGGCCCCGGUAACUUCUGUGGCGAGGAACUGCUGACGUGGGCACUUGACAGCCCAACCGCGGUCCUACCAUCGUCCACGCAGACUGUCAAGGCCAUUUCGGAAGUCGAAGCCUUCGCCCUGAUAUCCGAGGACUUAAAAUUCGUGGCGUUGCAAUUCAGGUUGCGACAUAGCAAACAACUGUUGCACAAGUUCCGGUUUUACUCACACCAGUGGAGGACUUGGGCAGCAUGCUACAUACAGGCUGCGUGGCGUAGGUACCGAAUGCGCAAGGAAUUGAUCCGAUGUAACAGCGGCGAUAUGGACAUAUUCGUGCCCCAACCGGGGGCUGGAUUGGAAGUAUAUGCGGCUAGGCUUCUUACGAAUAUGCGGAUGGGUGGAAGGAACAGAGUCCAAGAUGAGAUUGAACUCGAAAGACGGGGAGAACCUGACCAAGCGAAAAAAGGGAUCAAGCAAGAACCAAAGAAUGCGAAAAAGAACUUACUUGAGAGGACCGGGAGCUGCUUCGAGACCAAAUCACGGUCCAGAGUUUUUCCAGAGGACCACGAAAGAGCGAAAACAUCGAUAUUAGAUCCUCGCGGACCGGUUGCCGGAAAAUGGAACAUGAUUUUCUUCACAGCCGGUCUAGUCUCUCUCUUCGUCGACCCUUUGUUCUUUUUCUUGCCAAUCGCUCAACCCGACUUUUGCUUUGAUACCGGCCGAUCCCUACAGGUAGUACUGACGAUUGCUAGAACGCUUUACGAUGUCUUCUACGUCGUGCACAUCUUUGUCCAGUUUCGGACAGCAUACAUAGCGCCAUCCUCGCGUGUGUUUGGUAGAGGAGAGCUUGUCAUAGAUCCCUGGAAGAUCGCGUACCGGUAUCUUGUUAAGGGCUUCUGGGCUGAUGUGAUGGCUGCAGUUCCCCUUCCACAGAUUCUAGUUUGGGCAAUCCUACCGAAUCUAAGCGAUUUGGUGACUUCCCAUACUCGUAUAGUCCUCUGGUUCACCAUCUUGUUGCAGUACUUUCUGAGAGUAGCUCUCAUAUAUCCACUCUCCUCCCAAAUCGUCAAUUCCACCGGGGUCAUGACUACCGAAAAAGCCUGGGUCGGGGCCGCCUACAACAUGAUGCUCUAUGUAUUGGCCAGCCAUCUUUCAGGGGCGAUUUACUAUAUGUUAACCGUGGAGCGACAAGAGUUGUGCUGGAGAAGCGUGUGCGCUCAAGAAGCGGGAUGCGAGUAUUCAUACUUCAAUUGCGGAAUGGUUGGGGACCCCGGUAGGAGUGACUGGUUCCAGACAACGAAUGUAACAAGCUUGUGUAAUGCGGCCACGAGCAAUACCUAUUAUCUGUGGGGUAUUUAUCAGAUUUCGGUGCAAAACGCGGCAACCUCCUCAUCUUUCUUGCACAAGUACUUCUUCUGCCUUUGGAUCGGAAUCCAGGCCCUAUGCUCCAUUGGACAGACUUAUACCUCAAGCAUUUUCCUUGGAGAGAAUAUCUAUUGCAUUGCCAAUUCAAGUAUUGGGCUCAUUCUUCUCGCUCUCCUAAUCGGUAAUAUGCAAAGAUACCUUCAAUCGAUAACAGCGAGACUGGAAGAAUGGAGGCAAAAGAAAACAGAUACAGAGCAAUGGAUGCAUCACAGGCAGCUACCCCAUGAAUUAAGGCAGGCUGUGAGGAAGUACGGAGAGUUCAAGUGGGUAGCUACGCAAGGAGUUGAUGAAGAAGAUCUUCUCAAUACCCUUCCUGAUGACCUCAGGCGAGAGAUCAAACGCCACCUCUGCCUCAAUCUUGUUCGACAAAACCCCCUCCUGGACCAGAUGGACGCCCGAAUGCUGGACGCGAUCUGCGAGCGCCUGAAGCCCGCCUUCUGCACCAAAUCCACCUUCCUCCUCCUCGAAGGCGACCCCAUCGACGAGAUGUUCUUCAUCAUCCGCGGCCACCUUAACUCCACCACCACCAACGGCGGGAUCACCGGCUUCUUUAACUCCUCCUCCGUCGGCCCCGGCGACUUCUGCGGCGAGGAGCUCCUCUCUUGGGCCCUCGACCACCGCCACACCGACGUCCUCCCCCUCUCCACCCGCACCGUCGAGGCGGUCUCCGAGGUCGAGGCCUUCAGCCUCACCGCCGAGGACCUCAACUUCGUCGCCUCCCAGUUCCGCCGCCUGCACAGCCGCGAGCUCAUCCACAAGUUCAGGUUCUACUCUCACCAGUGGCGCACGUGGGCGGCGUGCUUCAUUCAGGCGGCGUGGAGGCGGCACAAGAGGCGGCAGAGGGGGGUUGGGAGCAACGAAAACGGGGGGCCGGUUCGGGUGCGCCGGGCGGGUUGUAGUAUUGCGGAGGAGAUGAAUUUGUUUGUGCCGAAGCCCGGGGCGGGUCUGGAAGUGUAUGCGACGAGAUUGAUGAAUAGUAUAAGGAGGACCCGGUCAGAUGCGGGUGGUGAUGGCGGGUCUGGCCCAGUACCGGAAAGGCCCGAUCGGUUCGUUACGGAUGAUGAGGAAAUCAUAGGAACGACGUCGGUUGAAGGCUUUCUUUUCGAGUGACAUGGAUAGUUUCAAGUUUCAACUAGUUAAUAUAACUGGAAUGAUCUUGCUUGUCGAAAAAAAAAAAGUUUCAGCGAGUUAUUUUGGAACGAGUAAAUGCUAUUUGUAGAAAGUUUUGCACAUAAUAUUUUGUUCGUGUUUAUUUAAAA
Molecule: messenger RNA, 6872 nt
Organism: Rhododendron vialii
Lineage: Eukaryota; Viridiplantae; Streptophyta; Magnoliopsida; Ericales; Ericaceae
Exons: 19
Coding region: 373-6723 (2116 amino acids)
Biological process (GO): transmembrane transport; monoatomic ion transport
Cellular component (GO): membrane
Molecular function (GO): monoatomic ion channel activity; protein binding
Source: RefSeq, a predicted model, not a curated record